CUGCUCAAAAUUUUAUACAAUUUCACGAUCUCUCCACUCUUUUCCCUUCCGCCUAAGAUUCUGCCAAAUCCUCGUUUCUCAUUCCCAUAAGCCUGCAGAGAGCCUGAUUCCUUGCAAAACAAUCCUUAAUACCGAUUUCACCUUCUCAAACUCCGCUGCCGAACAUCGUUAUUCUUCUUUUUUAGACUCUCCAAGUCUGAAAUCCCGAAAGCACUGUCUGCACUAUUUGAAAGCUCAGGUCCUCAUCUGCAACACUCAGCUUAACGUAGCAGCUAUUCUGGAUUUCCUUCAGCUAUUCUUCAAACAGGAGGUACGUGCCGAAGUAUUAUGUCAAUUUUUCUUCAUCUUACCUGACAAAGGUUGCUAAUGAUGUUGAAUUUCUUUUUAACAUUGGCAUGACUUAAAAACAAGUACUUUAAGCAGCACCAUUCAGAGGGUAGCUGUUUCUGCCCAUAGUUUGGUGAUAACAUUGCAGAGAGAAAACUAAAGAAAGCUCCCACACGAAAAUAGUUUAUGAUAGCGGGUAGGCUCUUGCAAUCAAAUAAUGAACAGGGUGGUGGCAAAGAAACUUGCUGCAAACCUCAAUGGUGUGAGGAUUCCAAAGAGGACUCUCUGUAAUGAUAUAGGACUGAAAGCAUCUACCACUGAUUCUGCUGGCCCUCAACAUUCUUCUGGUGCUAAUGGUCACCAACAUGACAUUGCAAUUGUUGGUGGAGGCAUGGUCGGGAUGGCCUUAGCUUGUUCCCUGGCGAGCUUACCAUUGACAAGGCAUUUGAAUGUUGCCAUUAUUGACAAUAAUCCUACUUUAGGGAGAGGAUUCUCCAUAAAGAAGGAUGACCCUCCUGAUCCAAGAGUCAGUACAGUCACUCCGGCAACUAUUUCUUUUUUCAAAGAUAUUGGUGCAUGGCAAUAUGUUUAACAGCACAGACAUGCAUAUUUUGAUAGGAUGCAGGUUUGGGAUUAUACUGGUUUAGGAUACACAAGAUAUAAUGCAAGGGAUGUAGAUAAAGAAGUUCUAGGGUGCGUAGUGGAGAAUAAGGUGCUCCAGAGUUCUCUGCUGUCUUGCAUACAGAGUACAGAUUUUCAGAAGACAAUCUAUCCGUCCAGGUUAAAUUCAAUGGCUUUGCUACCAAGCUCUUCAUCAAUGAGAACAGGCAGUUUAUCAUCAACAGAAGAGUUAUUCACUCGUGGGAGUUUAGUAAAGCUGGAACUAAGUGAUGGCAAUAGGAUUUAUUCAAAAUUGGUGGUAGGAGCUGAUGGGGCCAAGUCACGAGUGAGAGAAUUGGCAGGAUUCAGAACAACUGGCUGGAACUACUCACAGAAUGCUAUCAUCUGUACAGUAGAACAUGCUGUAGAAAAUAAGUGUGCAUGGCAGCGGUUUCUACCAGCAGGACCAAUUGCACUCUUGCCAAUAGGUGACAAUUUUAGCAAUAUUGUCUGGACCAUGAACCCGAAAGAGUCAUCAGAUUACAAAUCAAUGGAUGAGGAUAAUUUUGUGAAUGCUAUAAAUCAUGCUCUAGAUUAUGGAUUUGGUCCUCAUCCUGAACCAAGCUCGCUAGGAAAUGUAGACAUGUUCUCUUGGAUUAGGGGAAAGACAACAGUAUCAGAAAAUGAGAGUUUUGAAGUUCCACCAAAGGUGGUCAAGCUAGCAUCAGAAAGAAUGGUGUUUCCGUUGUCUUUAAAGCAUGCUAAUGAUUAUGCAUCAAAGCGAAAGGUAUUAAUAGGUGAUGCAGCUCAUACUGUUCAUCCCUUGGCUGGUCAAGGGGUUAACCUUGGAUUUGGAGAUGCAUGUGCUCUUUCAAAAAUCAUUGCAGAAGGCAUUGCCGUGGGCAUGGACAUUGGGGAGGUGUCACUACUGAAAAAAUAUGAAGCAGAUAGAAAACCUGCAAAUAUUGCAAUGAUGGCAGUUCUUGAUGCUUUUCAAAAAGCAUACUCCGUGGAUUUUGGACCUGUAAAUUUUCUGCGUGCUUAUGCAUUUCAGGGAGCUCACUAUUUUGCACCACUUAAAAAGAGCAUUAUAUCCUUUGCUUCAGGAGAGCACAGGCUGCCGCUAUUUUCUUAAAACUUUGAUGUCUUCUUAUUUAAUUUUUUUAAAAAAAAAACUUUGAUGCCCUCUUACAGCAGAUAAGCGACAGAAGAAUCUUCCAUGUAUUUUCUAAACUUUUCCUUUAAUUUAUCCUGCAGAAGUAGUAAGUUUCACA
Molecule: messenger RNA, 2201 nt
Organism: Carica papaya (papaya)
Lineage: Eukaryota; Viridiplantae; Streptophyta; Magnoliopsida; Brassicales; Caricaceae
Product: FAD/NAD(P)-binding oxidoreductase family protein
Biological process (GO): ubiquinone biosynthetic process; xanthophyll biosynthetic process; carotene biosynthetic process
Cellular component (GO): mitochondrion
Molecular function (GO): FAD binding; 4-hydroxy-3-all-trans-polyprenylbenzoate oxygenase activity
Source: RefSeq, a predicted model, not a curated record